Molecule: messenger RNA, 3147 nt
Organism: Musa acuminata AAA Group (dessert banana)
Lineage: Eukaryota; Viridiplantae; Streptophyta; Magnoliopsida; Zingiberales; Musaceae
Product: pyruvate, phosphate dikinase, chloroplastic
Exons: 19
Coding region: 216-2861 (881 amino acids)
Biological process (GO): phosphorylation; pyruvate metabolic process
Molecular function (GO): kinase activity; ATP binding; pyruvate, phosphate dikinase activity
Source: RefSeq, a predicted model, not a curated record
AGCCAUGGGGGUGACGACGAAUGCCGUCUCCUCUUAACUCUCACACAGUCCAUUUCCCCGGGGAGGUCGUAUCUCCUCCACUCACCGUCUCUAUAAAUAGGGUUCCCUCCCCCGGGAGUUCGUAUCUCCUCCACUCACCAUCUCUAUAAACAGGGAUCCCUCCCCGGGGAGCCACUCAUCUUGUUCUGUUCCUAAGCUCUGGUGAGCUGCUACCGAUGGCUCCUGCUAAUCUGCGUAAUCAGAGGGUGUUCACCUUCGGCAAGGGGAAGAGUGAAGGCAACAAGAACAUGAAGGCUUUGUUGGGCGGGAAAGGAGCGAACCUGGCCGAGAUGGCGAGCAUCGGGCUGUCGGUGCCACCGGGGCUGACGGUGUCGACGGAGGCGUGCCAGGAGUACCAGGAGUGCGGCCACAAGCUGCCGGCCGGCCUCUGGGAGGAGAUACUGGACGCCCUGGCUGCAGUGGAGGCGGACAUGGGGGCUCGUCUCGGCGAUCCAGCGCGGCCGCUCCUCGUCUCCGUUCGCUCCGGCGCCGCGGUGUCGAUGCCUGGGAUGAUGGACACGGUCCUCAACCUGGGCCUCAACGACGAGGUGGUGGCGGGGCUAGCGAUCAAGAGCGGCGACCGGUUCGCCUACGACUCCUACCGCCGCUUCUUGGACAUGUUUGGGAAUGUGGUGAUGGGGAUCGCACACUCGCUGUUUGAAGAAAAGCUGGAAGCCCUGAAGAAGGCAAAAGGUGCGAAGCAGGACACCGACCUCAGCGCCGCGGACCUCCGGGAACUGGUGGCCCAGUACAAGAACGUGUACGUCGACGCGAAAGGCGAGCGGUUCCCUACAGAUCCGAAGAGGCAGUUGUACCUGGCGGUGAUCGCCGUCUUCGAUUCGUGGGACAGCUCGAGGGCGAAGAAGUACCGGAGCAUCAACCAGAUCACGGGGCUCAAGGGGACGGCGGUGAAUGUGCAGUGCAUGGUGUUUGGGAACAUGGGGAACACCUCGGGGACUGGGGUGCUCUUCACGCGGAACCCCAGCACGGGCGAGAAGAAGCUCUACGGGGAGUUCCUCGUCAAUGCUCAGGGUGAGGAUGUUGUUGCCGGAAUCAGAACUCCACAGGAUCUGGACACUAUGAAGCAAUGUGUGCCAGACGCUUAUGAUGAGCUUGUGGAGAAUUGUGAAAUUCUAGAGCGGCAUUACAAAGACAUGAUGGAUAUAGAGUUUACUGUUCAGGAAAAUAGGCUUUGGAUGCUGCAGUGCCGAGCAGGAAAGCGCACUGGAAAUGGUGCAGUGAAGAUUGCAGUUGAGAUGGUCAAAGAAGGUCUUGUUGAUAUUCAUUCUGCUAUUAAGAUGGUGGAGCCAGGUCAUGUGGACCAACUUCUUCAUCCACAGUUUGAAAAUCCAUCUGCAUACAAGGACAAAGUGAUUGCGACAGGCUUGCCUGCAUCACCAGGAGCCGCAGUUGGUCAAGUUGUCUUCACUGCUGAUGAUGCUGAAGCAUGGCAUGCUCAGGGCAAGGCUGUUAUUCUGGUGAGGACAGAGACUAGCCCAGAGGAUAUUGGUGGCAUGCAUGCCGCUGAAGGAAUUCUGACAGCUAGAGGUGGUAUGACUUCCCAUGCAGCUGUUGUAGCACGUGGGUGGGGAAAAUCCUGUGUUUCUGGCUGCUCUGAUAUUCGUGUAAAUGAUGCAGAUAAGGUGGUGGUUAUUGGAGACAAAGUGAUACAUGAAGGUGACUGGCUAUCCCUCAAUGGAUCAACUGGAGAGGUAAUUACAGGGAAGCAACCACUUUCUCCACCAGCUCUGAGUGGUGACUUGGGAACCUUCAUGUCAUGGGUUGAUGAGAUACGGCAACUUAAGGUCAUGGCAAAUGCAGAUACGCCUGAUGAUGCUCUGACAGCAAGAAAUAAUGGUGCACAAGGGAUUGGACUCUGUAGGACAGAGCACAUGUUCUUUGCUUCAGAUGAAAGGAUAAAGGCUGUCAGACAAAUGAUAAUGGCAUCAAAUCUUGAACAGAGACAACGAGCAUUAAACCUCCUCUUGCCCUAUCAGAGAUCAGACUUUGAAGGAAUCUUUCAUGCCAUGGAUGGGUUUCCAGUGACUAUCCGGCUACUGGACCCUCCACUCCAUGAGUUUCUGCCAGAGGGUAAUCUUGAGGAUAUUGUUAGUGAACUGGCUUCGGAAACCGGUGCAAAAGAAGAAGAAAUCUUUUCAAGGGUGGAAAAGCUUUCUGAAGUAAAUCCGAUGCUCGGUUUCCGUGGUUGCAGGCUUGGCAUAUCAUAUCCAGAGUUGACUGAGAUGCAAACUCGUGCUAUAUUUGAAGCUGCUAUUUCUAUGAGCAAACAGGGUGUCAGUGUUUUUCCAGAGGUAAUGGUACCUCUUAUAGGGACACCUCAGGAAUUAGAGCAUCAAGUGAGUCUAAUACGGAAGAUAGCUGAGCAAGUCUUCUCCGAGAUGGGAGCCUCCAUAACCUACAAGGUUGGAACCAUGAUUGAGGUUCCCAGGGCUGCCCUUAUUGCAGACGAGAUUGCUGAACAGGCAGAGUUCUUCUCUUUUGGAACAAAUGAUCUUACACAAAUGACAUUUGGUUAUAGUAGGGAUGAUGUUGGCAAGUUUCUGCCAAUCUACUUAUCCAAGGGCAUCCUCCAAAGUGAUCCAUUUGAGGUUCUUGAUCAGAAAGGGGUAGGGCAGCUCAUUAAGGUUGCUGUAGAGAGAGGCCGUAGAGCUAGGCCUGAUAUAAAGUUAGGAAUAUGUGGCGAACAUGGUGGAGAGCCAUCUUCCGUUGCUUUCUUUGCGCAGACUGGACUGGACUACGUCUCAUGUUCUCCAUUCAGGGUCCCAAUUGCAAGGCUUGCAGCAGCUCAGGUGGCAGUAUGACAGGGUUCAAGAUAUGCACAAGGAACCUGAACAUCUGGACAUGUAAUCCAAAUGCUGAAUGUGUACUGCAUUGCUCAGUACUAAUUGCUUCCAUAUCAAGAAUCUAGUUGCUGAUGGGAGCAAGCAGCUUAAAAGCAGUAUCCAGGUAGUGUUAGUGUUGUGUUGUGGUGUCAUCUAGGAAGCAGUGAUGCAUGGCAGUGGUGAGAACUGCCUUUAUCCCCUCUGUUGUAGUUCAAGAAGCACUUGUUGGAGAAAAUAAAAAGCAUGGAAAUUAAUGUUCCACAAA